CAGACAGACAGACAGACAGACAGACAGACAGACAGACAGACAGACAGGCAGAUUAGGACAGACAGGCAGACUAGGACAGACAGGCUGAGCGGACUUGAAGAUGACAGAAGUGCCAACGUCAGUCUGCAUGCUUCCAGUCUUCCUUUGCUCUAACUUGACAGCACCAAAACAUUCUGGAACCACACUUCUUCUUCUUGUUGAUUUUCUGCUGACUUUAAGCAGUUUGUCAGACACUUUUCUCCCCCCCCCCCCCCCCCCCCUAAAAGACAGGCGGCAACAAGCUCGGCUGUACAUUUACAAAAUAGCACAUGAGACAAGGCAAUGACUGUCUCCUAGAGAGAAGACACACGGGGGUCGUCAUGGACCUCCUCUUUGAUAUGGAUCCAAUCUUCGCCAGCCGGGGACAUUUUGAACGCUUAAAAGGAUUUUGACUCACAUCCUUGACGCACACACACACACACACACACACACACACACACACACACACACACACACACACACACACACGCACACACACACACUCAGAGAAUCCUCCAUGCAGGAUGUGUGUGUCCAGGCAUCCACCUCGGGUCACGCUGAACUUAAAGCUCCAUUAGGGGUCAGCUGGUGUAACGAUGUUUUCUUCGACCGAGGGCUCACUCUUGAAAGAACCCCAAACGGGGAGAGAUGGGUAGAAAGUUGGCAAGUGAGAUGCGUGUAAAAGCACAAAGACAUGAGAGAAUCUGCAGGAAAGUGCAACAAAGCGUCCAGGGGGUGAGUGAGUUCAUCGUCCGGGGCAACACAACACGGUGACACAAACGCACACACACACGAGAAAAAGAAAGCCUGAAGCCACACGUGCUCCACCAUGAUGGAGAGGAUUAACCCUGAAGAGACCCAGGCCUCCCCACACCUCGGCCCAGGCUCCUCCUCGCCUCCGUGUGAGCCUCACAGUCCGCUUCUGGCAUCUUCCAAAGAUGUCCCCGCCACCCUGAGGACCACCUCAGCCAACGUAACAGACACAGAUACACCGGAGCCGGUCGUCAUGGAGACGGAUGAGUCCCAAGAAGGACCAACGACCAAAUCUCCCACACUCUCCUCCCCACCGCCGCUCCUGGGCCCGCUCCCACCUCCACCUGCAGCCUCCUCAUCCUCACCUCUUCCUCCUCACAUCCCAGUCAUCAGUCUGGCCCACAGCAAGCCCCCGCUACCCCUCCCCAACACGCCUCUGACCACGCUGCACCCGUUCCCCACAAAGCAUCCUCACCUGGAGCUCCGCCGCAGCCAGCUGGCCUGUUUGCCCGCGUCCAGCUCAGGAGGCGGUCCGUCGGCAGCCUCGCCAGAACCGAUGAUGGCUCAGCCGUACCUGCACCUUCAUCCUUUCUUCUCCAGUUCAUACUUGGGUACCUCAGGAGGAAGUUUUGGAGUCAUCACCAGCAGCCGCAUUAAGAGGAGACCUUCGUCACACUUUGAGAUGGAGAUCAAUGAACCAGGUCCUCCUCAGAAAAUCGCUCGCCGCGUCUUCACUAACAGCCGUGAGCGCUGGCGGCAGCAGAACGUGAACGGCGCCUUUUCGGAGCUGAGGAAGCUCAUCCCCACGCAUCCGCCCGACAAGAAGCUGAGCAAGAACGAGAUCCUACGUCUGGCCGUCAAGUACAUCAACUUCCUGGUCACCUUGCUCAGCGACCAGGCCCGGGACACGCGCAAGGACUCAUCUGGGGAGGAGGCGGAGCUCCGGAACAUUGACUCGUCCGGACCCGACGACAAACUGGAAGCACCUUUUCAGUGCGACACCCCUCCCCCGUCCCACAGCUCCUCGCCACCCCCCGCGGCGAGGACCCGCCCAGACCGAGACUCCACGGAAUCGGUCGUGCAGCUCACCGCCUUGUCGGCGAGCUCCGGUUGCGACAGCGACACGAACAGUGAGGACAGCUUUGGGGCAAAGGCCUCUGUGGUGACGCGUGGCAUUCUGGGGGAGGUCAGGGGUCAGAUUAGGAUGGUGGCAGCUACGAGUGAUGAGCGGUGAGGACUAAAGGAGGCAGACCGAGGGAAAAUGUCCGACAGGAUGCAAUACCAAAGAGACUGAUUGUUGUGUCUGUAUAUCUAAACAUCGCCCACAAAAACAAUGGACUAUUGCUAAUUAGCAUAGCCACGCCCCUUUUCUUUGGCCAACAACUAGUGAAGGCUGUUGUUUGUAUCGGUACAUCCAUUGACAGCAACACAGAGGAACACGCUUAUGUUGACAGCUCAACAAGCCUUGUUUACAGUGUUCUUAUUAAAAAGUCAGCCACUUUUGUCAACGUCAAAUUCUUCCACCGAAAGCGGUCGUUUCUUGAAAAAAUUUGGUCCGUUUAGGACUUUAGGUCAAUCCUUUGUACAAACCUCAAAACCAGUGAAGUUGGCACAUUGUGUAAUU
Molecule: messenger RNA, 2395 nt
Organism: Entelurus aequoreus (snake pipefish)
Lineage: Eukaryota; Metazoa; Chordata; Actinopteri; Syngnathiformes; Syngnathidae
Gene: lyl1
Product: LYL1 basic helix-loop-helix family member
Exons: 4
Coding region: 848-2005 (385 amino acids)
Biological process (GO): regulation of transcription by RNA polymerase II
Molecular function (GO): RNA polymerase II cis-regulatory region sequence-specific DNA binding; protein dimerization activity; DNA-binding transcription factor activity, RNA polymerase II-specific
Source: RefSeq, a predicted model, not a curated record